Molecule: messenger RNA, 7482 nt
Organism: Eublepharis macularius
Lineage: Eukaryota; Metazoa; Chordata; Lepidosauria; Squamata; Eublepharidae
Gene: PLEKHA7
Product: pleckstrin homology domain containing A7
Exons: 27
Coding region: 97-3900 (1267 amino acids)
Biological process (GO): pore complex assembly; cell-cell adhesion mediated by cadherin; zonula adherens maintenance
Cellular component (GO): zonula adherens; pore complex
Molecular function (GO): protein binding
Source: RefSeq, a predicted model, not a curated record
CCGGGCACUGGGCGCCUGCCUUGCCUGCCCUCCCGAUCCCUCUCACCCCCACCCCCCGCCGGCCGCUCCGAUAGUCAGGCUGCGAGCGCGGCGAACAUGGCGGCGGCUGAGCCAGUGGGGCGGGACACUCUACCUGAGCACUGGUCCUAUGGCGUCUGUGGGGAUGGCCGGGUCUUCUUCAUCGACGACCUGACCCGCUCAACUACUUGGCUGCAUCCUCGCACCGGGGAGCCCGUCAACUCAGGCCACAUGAUCCGCUCAGAUCUUCCCCGUGGCUGGGAGGAGGGAUUCUCAGAAGAGGGAGCCAGUUACUUCAUUGACCAUAACCAGCAGACUACAACAUUUAAGCAUCCUGUGACUGGCCAGUUUUCUCCUGACAACAUUGAAUUUAUUUUACAAGAGGAGCAUAAUUUGCAUAUGUCCAAGCAUCUGAUAAACCAAAGACCCUCAAGCAUGGUCAGUGAAACAUCUACUGCAGUAACUACAUCCACUAUAGAUACAAAGCCCAGCUCUAAGGUGGUAAAAUCUGGGAAUAAAAUUCAUAGUUUUGGGAAAAGGGAUCAUGCUAUAAGGAGGAACCCUAACAUACCUGUUGUGGUGAGAGGUUGGCUUCAUAAGCAGGAUAGCUCUGGAAUGAGGUUAUGGAAAAGACGGUGGUUUGUGCUUGCUGAUUAUUGUUUGUUUUACUACAAAGACAGCAGAGAAGAGUCUGUUCUUGGAAGUAUACCAUUGCCUAGCUAUGUAAUAUCAGCAGUUGGACCUGAAGAUCAUAUAAACCGCAAGUACUCCUUUAAGGCUGUCCAUACAGGCAUGAGGGCAUAUAUCUAUAAUAAAAGUUCUGUUAUUGGCUCUCAGGCAGAACAUUCAGGGAUGCGCACAUAUUACUUCAGUGCAGAUACUCAAGAAGAUAUGAAUGACUGGAUCCGGACUAUGAAUCAAGCUGCCCUUAUGCAAACCAGUUCAUCACCAAAGAGAGAAACAGAAAAAAUAGAUCAACAAGCCGUUCCUCAAACCAAUCAUGUGGAUACCUGCAAAGAAUGUGCUAAGUUAAGCCCCACUGAUGCAAAAGGAAGUUAUAGAAAAUCACCUGAAAGCUCUGGUUAUGAAAAGCAUGAAGAGAUGAGGAGAGCAAGAGAAGAUGACUGUUACACUGUCAGAAAGAACACUGUAGAAUCAAAGAGGAAGAGAUUGAAACAGCCAUUGAUGUCAGAGGGUGGCGCUCUAAAUCCUGAAAUAACAGUGUCUCGAUCCCAAGUUGCUCCACUUGUUGAGAAGAAUGGAUUGUUUUCCAGUUCAUUAAGUACAACCACUGGCCCAGUGGAGCAGAAUGGUACUGGUUUGUAUAAACGAGGAUUUGUUCCCAGACCAACUCAAGAUAAACAGAAACAAAGGAAGCACAACUUGGCUCAUAUAGAGCACUGGGUAAAAAUCCAAAAAGGAGACACAAAAAGUCUUGCAUCUGAUCAGAUUCGCCAAGUUCCCAGUCAUUCUGUCUCUUUUCCUGAAAAUUAUCACACCUUGCCAAAGAAUUCAAGGCAGCCUUCAGGAAAUUCACCUCCCCCAAAUCGCAAUUUGCCAAGUGAUUACAAGUAUGCCCAAGACCGAGUUAGCCAUCUGAAGAUGUCUCAUGAUGAGAGGAGAGCUAAUAAAGAUGGUACUGUAUGGCAGCUAUACGAAUGGCAACAGAGACAGCAAUUUAAGCAUGGCAGUCCAACUGCCCCUGUUUAUGUAGGUUCUCCAGAUUUUACAGACCAUGGAAAAGGAAGAAGUUCACUAGAUGUUCCACGUUCUGUUUCUGUUCCUCCAUCUCCUUCUGAUAUACCGCCACCGGGACCCCCUAAAAUUUUUCUUCCCAGAAGGCCACACACUCCUGCAGAAAGGGUUACUGUCAAGCCAUCUGAUGAGAGACAAAUGAUAGAUGUUCCUUUUGCAGAAUCACCAAGGAAGAUUCGAAAUCAUACUAUAAAGAAUUCAGCUCACAUAGACAGACGAUCCAUGCCUGCAAUGGGAUAUAUGACCCAUACUGUAAGUGCUCCGAGUUUGCAUGGGAAAUCGGUUGAUGAUACCUACAUCCAGCUGAAGAAAGACCUAGAAUAUCUGGACCUAAAGGUAACUGGGCGUGAUACAAUAAAAGAACGAAAUAUAAAGCCUAUCAAGAUUGCAGAAAGUGAUAUUGAUGUGAAGCUAAGUGUUCUCUGUGAACAAGACAGAAUCCUGCAAGACUUUGAAGACAAAAUAAGAGCUCUUAAGGAAAAUAAAGAUCAGUUAGAAUCUAUCUUAGAAGUAUUGCACAGGCAGAUGGAACAAUACAAAGAACAACCACAACACAGAGAAAAAAUUUCGUACCAGCAAAGACUUUUGCAGGAAGAUCUUAUACAUAUUCGGGCUGAAAUAUCCAAAGUAUCUACAGAAAUGGAAAAUGCCUGGAAUGAAUAUCUGAAACUGGAAAAGGAUGUAAAUCAGCUGAAGCAAGCCUUACAGGAGCAGAUGAACAGAUCAUUUUUCUCUCAGGAGAAAACACAAAUGCAAAAAGAUUUAUGGAGAAUUGAAGAUGUUACAGCUGGCCUAAGUGCAAAUAAAUCCAACUAUAAAGUCAUCAUAGAGUCUAUAAAGAAUCCAGAGAGAAAAACAGUGCCUUCAUUUUCUAAGCCUUCAGUGCCUUCAUUAUCAUCUACUCUCAAGUCAGCAAACAAUGAACUUCCUUCUCAGCGAAGCCCACCAUCUAGUCCUGUCAAAUCCUCUUUGGAAGUUAGACUCUUUCCUCAGCCUUACACACAGCACAGAAUGUUUUCUUCCUCCCAGCAACUGAAAAAAGUUGAGCCUUCGGUCCAGUCCCCUGAAAAAUUGAAGCCAAAGGUUGAAGAUGAAGCACCCCCACGACCGCCUCUCCCACAGUUGUAUAGUCCUGAUGACCACCCUCCAGCCAUCCCCCCUCUUCCCAGGGAAGCCACUGUAAUCAGGCAUACAUCUGUGCGGGGGCUGAAACGCCAGUCAGAUGAAAGAAAACGAGACCGAGAACUAGGACAGUAUGCGAAUGGAGAUUAUAGGGUAGAACUCCGCUCAUAUGUCAGUGAACCUGAACUGGCUACAAUAAGCAGUGAUCUGAACCAACCUUCCACUGGUUUUCUAGGUACUGACAGCAGAUACCAAACAUUACCUAUCAGAGGAUUAUCUGGCUCAACUUCCAGACUGCAUCAAUCAUCAACAAGUUCGUCAUAUGCAACACUUCGAAGAGAUGGUUCCAAGGAGAGACCAAAGAGUGCCUUGGAACGGUUAUACUCUGGAGACUACCAAAGAGGCAAAAUGAGUGCUGAGGAACAACUAGAAAGAAUGAAGCGACACCAAAAGGCAUUAGUUCGUGAACGCAAGAGAACUCUUAGUCAAGGAGAAAGACAAUCUGUCUCAUCGCGUCCAUUCAUCCGGCCUGUUUCUGCAGACAUAGGCUCAUGGAAGCGGGAACAAGAAUUUGACUUACAGCUGCUGGAAAGGGCAGUACACCCAGGAGAAAAAGAGGAAAAUAACUGGUUAAAAGUUGAUUCUGUGUCAGCGACAGAAGCAGACCUAGAACCUCAACAUUACAACUUAGAUAUUAGCAAAGAGUUAUCAAAACCAGAAAAGGUUGCAAUUCCAGAGCGUUACAUUGAGCUGGAACCCGAAGAACCUCUCACUCCAGAAGAAUUAGCAGCAAGGCACUGGAAGGCACAGAAAAUAAAGAAUAUUCUUACUAAAUCAAGUAUAUACAACCUACAGCUUCCAGUUGCUCAGGACAAACACAACUCAGCUAAUUUAGAUUCACAGUUGCAAGAACAGGAACGCAUCAUUACCAUAUCAUACGCACUGGCUUCUGAAGCCUCUCAGCGGAGCAAGGAGGUGGCAGCGAAAGCAGUAACUGAUCGCUGAUAUCUGGUAUAAAACAACAACAGUCUGAAAGAGGACAAGGAAGAUGACAAAGACUUCCCUUCAUUAGCUUCCUUUCUUGCUUACUCUUUCUUUGAGCAUAUUGUGCAAAUAACUGUAAAGAGGGAUUUUCUACACACACACAUACAUAAGAACAAUUUAGAUUCUUUUAAAAAAUGUUUUACAUAAAAAACACUUUUAAUAUACUAUGUAAACUACUAACAUUGGCCACAACACAUAUAGCCAAGCUCAUUCAAGUCCUGUUAAUUUCGAUAGGUCAUUAGGAUAUAUAUGCUGGAUUGUUGCCAGUGUAUUUUUUAGAAACAGAAUAGAUAUUAACUCUUUUUUAAAAAAAACCCAAGGGCUGCAUUUCUUUUUAAAAGUAUCCUUAAGUUCAGAUGCAUGUUGUAAAUAUUGUUUUUUAUUUUGUUUUUAAAAAAGCAAUUUUUUGGAAGCACAUAGUGGCAUUUAGAUAAGAAUAACUUGAGUCUUUUUCUAGUUUUUCAGAGUUGAUGAUGUCUUUGUGACACUGAUUAACAAUCAGAUGGAAUUUUAUUCAAAUAUUAAAAUGUUAAUGCUUCUGGAAUCACAUGUAAACACCAAAAAACAGAAAUAAAAUUUGCAAAGGGUUAAUGAGUCAGUUGUUCUGCUAUAACUCUGACCCAGGCCAGUACAACACAUUACAAUUGCUCAUUUUUAGAAAUGCAUUUUUUAAAAGAUAUCCAGGCAAUGGAAUAUUUAGUGGGCAAUUCAGCCCCACUGCAGGAAUGGUACCCAUGCAUAGAGGACUCCCACGGGGAUUAAUAGUUCCAGUUUCUCUUUCCCUCGUCUUCAGGACAUGGGCAUUUCAUUUGCAAAGAACACAGCAGCCCAUUGCAGGCUCUGAACUUCAGUAACUUGCCUUGUAUAAAGGAUAGCUGUAGGUGCACACAGACUUCUUAUUCUUUGUAAUGGCCUAUUGUGCUACUUGUGUUUCUGUAUGCUUACCCAAGAAGACGAAGGAGGUUUGUAUUGAUUCCUGUGAGAAUCCUAGCUUGUGGUUGCUGUGCCUAGACUUGAUCAUCACCUUUUAACUGAGCAAUAAAACCAUUAAUAGAAUAUGGUAUUUUAUUAAUAAAUAUCUGUACUGUUUUUCCUCAGUAUUUUCAGAAACAAAAAGUAAUACAUUUAUGUAUUUUUGUGUUAAUUCGUCUUGGGUCCUGCAGUUUGGCUGAAACAAUGUAUUUUCUUGAGUCCUCAGCAAAAGGCUGACCAGUAACAAGAUAAGAAAAAAGAGCUAAAUUAAUUGCUGAUGUUUCUUUAUUUGAAAUAGUGUAUGUGUGCUUGAAUUGUGUAGGUUGCAACUCUCCUGAUAAGUUCUUUGUAUUGGGUUGAGUUCAGCAAAAGUGAAUUCUAAAUUCUUUGCCUUGUGAAAUUGUACUCACUUUUUUGCAGCAUUUGGCUGUCAUGUAUUCCUUUUAACAAAGGGGGAAAGGGUUUUAAAAACUCAGCCCAAAAUGGAGAAUAAACUAGGAGGGUCACGCUAACAUAUAAAAGUGUUUUAAAAAUUUCAAUUAUUUAUUAUAAGUUGUGCACACAAACACCAUUACAACACCUCACAACUACACAUUAUACAAGGUAAUAAUAGUGUUAAAUUUGGGUUGUUAAAUUCUGACAACUGUCAGUAAUGUACAUAUAAUAAUUCUGGUUUUAUUCUUCCUUUUUAAGCUAUUUUAACACCAACACCUGGUUUUUAAUUCAUUUCUAAUUUAAUUUUAAUUAUUAUUGCAAUAAUUAAUUCCUGGAUGUGUGUGGUUUUACAUAGGAUUUUAAUGACCACGGAGGAAGGCCGAUACGGGCCGAAACGCGUCUGGUCAGUUUAUUUUUAGAUACUAUAUUCAUGAUACUGUAUUCAUGAUAUAGUAUUUAUUUUGAUGUAUGUAAAUGGUCAUUGGAUUCUCCAUCAAUUUGUAUGGAAUUUUUAACCUUGCAUAUAUUUAUUAGGAGUUCUGAUAUUUAAACUUUUAUCCCUUUAGAUUUUUAAUGGUGUUUGUGUGCACAACUUAUAAUGUAUUCCUUUUAUACAGAACAUAUAUAAUAAUUCAUUAUAAAAUACAAUAUAAAAUACAUUUGAACUGGUGGGAGAAUUUAUACUGUGGUAGCCUUAAAAUGUCUGUAUGUUACACUUACCACAAGAAGGCCAUGGUGAAUGGCCCCAUCAUUGCAGGUCAGGAGGAUGGGAAAGGGGACAAAAUAUCUUUUCAGUAUGUGGAGCUCAGUGAAAGAAGAGUAAUGAAGUAAUAUUAACUACCUUUCCCCUCCUUGCUGCAGCCUAUCAACCUGUAGUCCAAUUGGGUGCCACAGUCCUGGAAACAAACUUUCCCAGGAUUACAAAGGACUGCUGGAGGAAGGGAAAAGUGAGUAAUAGCUGUUGUCCCUGCACUGGAUCCAACCCAAUAAGCUGAUCAAAGUCUGCAAGUGUUGAAUGUUCACUAUGUAGAGUUGGCUUUCCUGUGGAAAACAUAACAUGUAAACUGGCAGGUAGUUUCAGGAUCAUCUCUUUCUGUUUUGUUAGAAAUGUUUGCGUUUUUAGUGGGAAACUGAGAACUUUGCUUUCUUAUAGAAGAGACUGGGGAAGGCCCUAUAUUCAUUAGAUUUCAUAUGCCCCUUAUCAGCAGGUUCUUCCAGUACAGUGAAGCAAUUAAGGACUAAAUGUGUGAAAAAUUUCAGAAUUUUAGUGUCAUGUUGGCUUCCCAAAAUAACUGAUAUAGAAUAACAGGAUGCUGGUCAAAAUACAAAGAACUGGACAACUUGCAUUUCUGUACCUGUGCUUUUGAAUUUUUUCUUUAUCCUGUAUGGCAAACCACUGUUGAUUUUUGUAGUGGUGCUUUAUUUGGGGGAGAUUUGGACUGGUUUGUUAUAUCAUAGAUUUUUAAAGAAGCACAAUUUCACUUUGCAGUUUUGUAUAUACAAGCUUGUAUACUUGUAGCAUAAUUCAGACGUAGCAUAAUUCAGACAUUGCAGUAUAUGUAUUUUUCCCCUGCACAAAGAUGUAAGAACAAGUUACAUCUUUAGUGGCUCUAACCUUUUUCUCGUUCUCACCUUUGUUACUUUUUAAGUGCUAACAAAUAAACUUGAAUACAGGCUGGAUUCCCCAUCCCGUUUGUUGGGGCUUAUUUAGGUAUAGCUACCUGAGCAGUCACAUUUCAGUUUAAAAGAAGUUUCACACACUUACACAAGCUCAUUUUAUAUUUUCCUUUCCAACCCUAAUAGUGCAUUCCUAUGCAGAAUUACACCAGGUUAAGCCCAUGAGUGGUUCUGUACAGGUUUGCACUGUUAGGUAACUAAAGGUAAUGUCUGUUUAUCAAAAAGAAAUUUGCAAGUGUUUAAAAUUAUUAAAUAAAAAUUCUUAUUCUGAUUGUAUUCGAAAGCUAUUCUUGAGAAAUAUAUUUUGAAAAUGCAGUUUAUUUUUAACUAACUCAAUGCUGCCAGUGUCAAGUCUAAUAUUUUGCCAAAAUCAAAUGCUUUUAUUUUUUGCCUUUAUAAAAAUGUUGGAAUAAAUAUUUGCAAGAAGACAUUAAUUUAAAUAAAAUGUAACAGUUUGGA